Messenger RNA from Acanthocheilonema viteae, 1908 nucleotides. The record is from the annotation of a GenBank genome assembly. NCBI's taxonomy places the organism in Eukaryota, Metazoa, Nematoda, Chromadorea, Rhabditida, Onchocercidae.
AUGGGUAUUCGUUGCAUGUACCAGGGUCAAACAGUACCACGGGUAGUACCAGAUUCGUAUUUUCUGCAAUAUUCCUCUGCUAAAUGCCUUAUCUCUUCGAAUGCAUGGGUGGUUUGCCAGUUUGCCAAGGAUCCGUCUGUUGAACAUUUAUUGGCCAUCGGUGAUGAAAACGGCUUUAUUCACUUCUUGGAUGCUCGAGAAGAUACUAUAACAAAAUCAAUUUCUGCGGAUAGAAGUUGUGUAAUUGAUGUGUCAUUUGUUGCAAAUCGUCCGAAUAAUUUACUUUCUAUAUCUGGCCAUGCAAAGGUAACAUCAUGGGAUAUUGAACGGCAACUUGCAUUGCAACAGUUUGUGGGUCAUGAGGGUUCGGUCCGCGCUCUUUCUGUAUCAGACGACAAUCCUGAACUUUUUGCAACAGGGGCUCGAGAUGGAACAAUUUGCAUAUGGGAUCGAAGAGAACCGCAAGCCACUGUUGUGCGUCCCUUCAAUCUUCUGGAAAGCACCCAUCCUUUACUAGCUCCUGAACGUCAAAGUAUUGGGACGAAACGAAGGUCGCGCACGUCGGUUUCGAUGAGCUCAAAAGGAAUCACUUCCUUAGUACAUUAUGGUGGAAACACCCUAAUAUCAGCAUCUUCGUCUUUCAAAACAGGUAUUCGCUUUUGGGAUCUCCGUUAUCGUGGCAAAAAUAGUCCAUUUCGUAUUCUUGAAGAUCCUAACAGUACUUCAAUUCGUGAUUUUGGUAUUGCUUCAAUAUGCCUUGAUCGCUUUAGCUCAUCACUUUUUGUUGCAUCCACAGACUCAAAAAUUUAUCAGUAUAGCAUUCAAGGAUUAAAUAAUACACCAGUGGGUAUUUUGCAAGGAGUCAAGCGAACGUCUUUCAACACAUAUGAUUUUAAAAUUGCUGCCUCGCCAAAUUCUGAUUAUAUAAUGUUUGGAGGUGGCGAUUGCUUUGCUGUUAUUUGGGAUUUACAGGAAAAAUAUUCGAGCUUUAAUAAGAGCAAAUUGAAGUAUUUGCCUUAUCCGAAAUAUACAUUAGGUGGUCACCGCUAUGAGGUUACCGUUGCGAGAUUUAGCAAUUGUGGACAUUAUAUUGCUACGAUGGAUGAUUCUUAUCUAAAAAUUUGGAAAUGGAACCCGAAAAGUUCUGAAGAUCAAGAAUCAUCUCCUAUCUCGAUACAGGAUCGUGUUGAAUUAUAUGAAUUGCCUGAAACAGCCAGGGCUGAAAUGUCAAUGAAAGAAUUGGAUCUAUCGAUUUCAACUCCAAAGAAAAAAACACAACGAAGUCCCUUUAAAAGUCCAUUUAAAAGUCCUCUGAAUCGGGUUGGUGUAGAAGGGAAAAGUGGAAGUGGGUCGCCAGUGAAAAAAAUGUUCAAGAUCACUGAACAGUUGUCUCCACCACUCUGUGAUCUUACCAACAAAUCAAGUCACGCUGCACGAAAACUUGAUUUUUCCGGAAUCCCGAUGAAAAAUCGAGUCUUAUGUGCUUUUCAUUUCAAAUAUCCGACGAUGAAUUUACCAGAUUUUGUCAAGGAAAGACUUGCUGUAUCGAACGUGAAUUCAGAGUCGGAAUCGACCAUAUUAGAUAAAGGAAAAAAUUCAGAAUUGAAUAAGCACUCAUCGAAUUCAGAUCGACCAUCCAACUGCUCAAAUAUGAUUUCAAUGAAGGAACGCGCUGACCGCACAUCUCCUCGUAAAAUUCGCGUUAAACAAAGUCUAUGGAAGUCACGUGAACGUAUGCAUCGACAAUCAGUAAAAAUGCCAGCAAAAUCUCGCACCGAUUCACAAAGCUCAAGACAUUCUCAGAAUCCUUCAAUUGAUGUGCGUCAAUUAACACCAAAACCAAGGAAAACGAAUGGGACACAACGAACACUCGAUCAGUAUUUCAGCAGAACACCACGAACUUAUUAG